Messenger RNA from Physcomitrium patens, 2056 nucleotides. RefSeq lists its product as uncharacterized. The record is from RefSeq and is a predicted model, not a curated record. Lineage: Eukaryota; Viridiplantae; Streptophyta; Bryopsida; Funariales; Funariaceae.
UCUCUCGAAGCCGGCCGAACCCUUCUCCUUCACCGCUUCCACGACCAUCGCUGCUCCUGUUGUUUGCCGGAUCUCCUGACUUGGGUCUGGCAACCGAUUCACUAUCACGAGAAUCGGAUGCAUGCCACCGAACACUGGGAGAGAAAAUAUCGAAUUUUACUGCCUCGCUUAGUCGCCAUUGGUUGGUUGGGAGGGAGCUUUCACGGCCUGUUCUUGGGAAGUUCUGGGUCGCAAUUGAGCUAUAAGACGAUCGGAGCUCUCGAUUGGGUUGCGAUGGAAGAUGACAGAAGCAAGUCACCUCUACCUGUGUCUGUGCCUCUACCUCCACCUCCACCUCCCAUGAGCAUGCUCUCUACAGCAUCGUUACAGCCUGCAGAGACGGAGAGGAAGCCCACGGUUAGAAAUGGUGAAGAAAAAAGGGAGGAAUGGUCAGCUCGCGCGGUUGCCCUCUUCCUCGACCUGUACGAAGAAAAGUACUUCGAAAUGGACAGGGGAAGCUUCCGAUUCAAGGACUGGGAGCACCUAGUGGAGCGUUUCAACAUGGAAGGGGAAGGUGGGAAGACGGUGAAGCAGUGCCGAGAUAAGUUGGACUCUUUGAAGAAGCGCCAUAAGUUGGAGAGGGGCAGAAAGGCAAGUACGGGAGCAGAGACGUGCAGCUGGGUGUGGUUUGAUAAAAUGGAUGGCAUGUUUGGUGACCAUGUCAAGCACCAAGGCGUUUUGUUCGGUCCUGAACUAAUUGAUAUGAGAUUUACUGCCGAUAAGUUUCGAAUUGCGGCCGGGGAGAAUAUAGUUACUGAGGAAGAUCAUAAUCGGAGGCUUGUAGGAAGCUGGAAAGAGGCUAAGAAAGUCUUGCAAGAUCUGCCUUUGUCCGCUGAAGAGCGGGGCAAGGCUCGGACUGUGCUGCUGGAAAAAAAAGAGGAGGAGAGGUUAGAGUAUUUUGUGGGUGAUUUUGAGGAGGUUAGCCAUUGCUUGAAGUUGCUGGUGGAAAGAGCUUCCGUUCACCCUCCAGGUUCUUUUCGUCUUUCUGGGAUGUAUAAACCAGUCUAUCACAGUCCUUGUACCCCAGGAGUUAUUCAAAUGGAUUUUGCAGUAGCCACUGAUAUUCAGCGCCGACUUGAGGAAAUCAUAGCAGAUGUGAUUUCGCUCAAAAGGCGGGCAACACCAGAUCUACAGUUUUUCAUGCCUACAGCCAAAAAUAUAAAUUUCAUUCUGGAAAUGAAAUCAGACAUUUACAGAUUAAUCUCUCGGUGUUAGUGAAGCUGAGCAUGCGUCGACAGUAGUUAUGAUCAACGCCAUUACCGAGGUCGUGAGUAGUGGACACCUCGCAAAGAUUGAAUGCUGGAUUCAGUUCUUCAAGGUGUAAGACCCUCUCAAUAAUGGCUUUUCUCUGAUCUCUUGAAGAGCACAUUUCACAUUUCAGCACCAGUCCUCAAAGUGUAUCAGCUCGUGAGUGGUUAGUCUAACCCGCCUUGUGAAGACCUCACUUGGUGAACUUCGCCACGUUUCUGUGUUGAGGUUUGGACAUUUCUACUUCAGCUAGUCAUGAUAAAAAAUACUGCUUGGUAGAGUUGGUGUAUACAGUACUGCAGUGAGAAGCAUGAACUUCCUGAAGGUUUUAUAGUGUACUCUUCUUGUGUAACAAAAAACAAUAGUUAAGUACAUCAGCUGCAUCAAUAGCAUAAAGAUUGUGAAACGCUAUUGCAACCAUGGACAAUAAAGAUUUACAUCACUUCGUUAUGGUUGAUGGCACAGUAAUCUGAAAGCAGUCUACAAUGUGAGGAGUUCAAAUCCUAAGUUUUGUCUCUUAACAGGAGCUCUUGUAGCACAAUAGAGCUCCUAAGGUUGAUUCUAUUAAUAGGUACAUGUUACUGUAACGCAUGAGAGUAGUUAAUGUAGGGUCCUCUCCAAUAUCUCUUGGUGCUCAAUCCUUCAAGUUGAUUGGAGUGAACAUAUUAUGAACGCAGCUACAUCAAAUGGUCUGUAUAUACCUUUUUGUAUUUGGCUCACCAACAUUUUCCAGAAAUAUAAAAUUGGCAUAGCGCUACUAUUGGUACUC